GCUUCACCUUCGGAGAUACUGCACAUGACGUAACAAAACAUGACCAAGAAUAAGACAAGAACUCCUCCUAAACUCUGUAGCUCGAGUAAAUUCUGACAGCUGAUUGGACUGCAACAACUCUCAACGAGGAAUAAAAGCAAUAAACUUGUCUGUCGGAUCUGGGUGAAUCACUUUAAUCUUAAAUCUUUCUAAUACUGCUCUUCUCAUAUACACAACAGAGGACAAUAUAGUCAAGAAGAAGACAUAGGUAACUCUCCAGUGACAUUUUUGACAAAUAGGUAAAAAAUGAUCAAUGCAACCAUUUUAAGCACAUUUUCCUUAUCAGGGUUAAAUGACACAGCAACGACAAAGCUCAGAGGCACUCUUUUCUUUUUCACCAUGUUGUGUUACAGUGUGAUUUUGCUUGUAAAUGGUGCUCUUAUUGUCAUCAUCGUAUUGGAGGAAAAACUUCACGAGCCCAUGUACAUCUUCCUGUGCAAUCUCUGCAUUAAUAGUCUUUAUGGGACAUCAGCCUUUUACCCAAAAUUCCUUUUUGAUUUGUUGUCGAACAGUCAUGUUAUAUCUUACGCUGGCUGCCUGUUACAAAUCUUUGUUAUAUACUCCUAUGCAUCAACCGAAUUUUCUAUUCUAGCCCUGAUGGCCUAUGACCGAUAUGUGGCUAUAUGUCGACCACUGGAGUACCACUCUGUUAUGACUAAACAGAAAGUUGUUUUCUUGGUGUGUUUCUCCAGACUUGUUCCUUUGCUCUGCAUAACUACUAUUAUAAUAAUGACCUCUAGACUGGAAUUAUGUGGCUCCCACAUAGAAAAACUUUAUUGUGAAAAUUGGUCAGUACUUAAACUUUCCUGCAAAUCGAUAGCAGUAAAUAAUGUUGUUGGAUUUAUCAUCAUAUUUUUCUAUUUCGGGCAUGAUAUUUUCAUUGUGUGCUCAUAUGUGCAGUUGGUAAAAUCAGCUUUAAAGUCGAGAGAGGGGAGGAGGAAGUUUAUGCAGACAUGUGUGCCACAUUUAUUGUGUUUGCUUAAUGUCACAGUGGCUCUGCUGUUUGACCUCAUGUACACCAGAUAUGGAUCAAGCUCAGUAUCACAGAGUCUAAAGAACUUCAUGGCCAUAGAGUUUCUCAUGAUUCCACCUAUUCUCAACCCGAUUAUUUAUGGACUUAAACUGACUCAAAUUCGCAACAGUUUUGCAAGUUUGUGUAUAGACAAGAAACAGGUUAAAGGAUUAGGUUGAGACAUUGCAAAAAUGUGUUUUGAGGUCAGCUUUUCUGUCUCAUAAGCAGAGUUUGGUCAUCGUAAUACAACAUGGGAAAGUGACACGUGCCCCGACCUUUCUUUCUUUCUUUCUUUCCGGGAGUAUAUCCAAAAAUGUAAAACCCUCUCUCUUUUUCUGUUUCCAGAUAUUGGUUGAUGGUUGGAAAAAAAACAAACACACUGGUAUCAGAUAUCAACUUUUCGGAGAGUGGUUUAAUAAAUGGUUAUUUUGGAGGCUGAACUUAGAGGCUUUUUUAAUUUACAUUAACAGGUGUUUCUGAUAUUCUGUUUCUACUCAAGAUUGUACUGAAAAGUAUUUAAAAUCCAAACAAGUGAACAAAGAAAAAAUACAUUCCUGAUACUGCUGGUUUAAUCUUCCCUGCUGCUCUCAA
This is a messenger RNA of Scatophagus argus, 1642 nucleotides long. Its product is annotated as olfactory receptor 2K2-like. The record is from RefSeq and is a predicted model, not a curated record. Gene Ontology annotation, molecular function: olfactory receptor activity; G protein-coupled receptor activity. Gene Ontology annotation, biological process: G protein-coupled receptor signaling pathway. The coding region runs from base 286 to 1230 and encodes 314 amino acids. Gene Ontology annotation, cellular component: membrane. The transcript has a single exon. Lineage: Eukaryota; Metazoa; Chordata; Actinopteri; Scatophagidae.